AUGUAUCUUUGUGACCAUAGUGAUUAUGAACAGCUCUAUUCCCUAGAUUUCUUGGGAGUAGAGGAUCGAGGGGAAAAAGAUCAGUCAACAAUUUAUGCAGAAUUCCAAGAAAACAUCACUAGGAAAGAGGAUGGGAGAUACGAAGUUGCUGUUCCAUGGAUACCUGGAGCUGUAUUGUCAAACACUAAUGAAGAACCCAGUAGGAAGAGACUCCACAAUGUAAACAGGAAGUUGAAACAGAAUCAACAGCUCAAAGAUGAAUACGAGAAAAUUGUGCAUGAACAGUUGAAAGACGGAGUCAUUGAAAAGACGAAAGAAAGCUCGACUAGUGAACGUGUGUUCUACAUGCCACACAAACCGGUGAUUAAAGAAAAUGCCUCUACAACCAAGGUGAGAAUGGUAUUCGAUGCCAGUGCCAGACCCCAUCCAACGGCCAAUAGCGUCAAUGAAUGCAUGCACACUGGCCCCCCACUUCAACCAUUGUUAUGGGACAUAUUAAUCAGAGCCAGAAUGUCAACCCAUCUACUACUCGCAGACUUGCAGAAGGCGUUUCUGCAGGUUGGUUUGAAGGAAGAUGAUCGAGACGCGUUUCGGUUUCUGUUUGACAUUAACGGUCAAGUAGAACAUUUAAGAUUUACUUGUGUGCCUUUCGGCGUGGAAGCCAGCCCAUUUAUGCUUGGUGCCACCCUGCAACGCCACUUCAAUCUGCAGCCAGAAGAGUACCAAAACACCAUUGAGUCGUUAAAAGAGAACACUUAUGUUGAUAAUCUAAUGAAGACCGGAAGUGAUAUUGCAGAUCUUGAAGAUUUCAAACGUGAAGCGACAGAAAUCCUAGAAGACGGGAAGUUCCCAGUCCACAAGUGGGAGUCGAAUGUCGAAGAACUUGACAACGAAUCAAAUCCCAGCAAAAUACUCGGACAUAAAUAA
Paramuricea clavata is the source of this 927-nucleotide messenger RNA. NCBI's taxonomy places the organism in Eukaryota, Metazoa, Cnidaria, Anthozoa, Malacalcyonacea, Plexauridae. The record is from the annotation of a GenBank genome assembly.